Molecule: messenger RNA, 597 nt
Organism: Triplophysa dalaica
Lineage: Eukaryota; Metazoa; Chordata; Actinopteri; Cypriniformes; Nemacheilidae
Product: histone H2B-like
Exons: 2
Coding region: 183-557 (124 amino acids)
Cellular component (GO): nucleosome
Molecular function (GO): structural constituent of chromatin; DNA binding; protein heterodimerization activity
Source: RefSeq, a predicted model, not a curated record
UCUCUAUCCGACCCGUCGAACUAUGAUCUGACCAAUAAACACAUUUUAUGGGUUCGGCCGAUGAAGACACGCAAUCAGACAAUAGGCUCCGUUCGGCUAAACAUUUGCAUGUGAGAGUGAAUAAAUACCACAGCGACGAGACUCUUCAACAUUCAGCAUUUACUCAUCUGUGAAGAAGCAUCAUGCCUGAACCAGCCAAACCCGCGCCCAAGAAGGGCUCUAAGAAGGCCGUCACCAAGACCGCCGUUAAGGGAGGAAAGAAGCGCAGAAAGUCCAGGAAGGAGAGUUACGCCAUCUACGUGUACAAAGUGCUCAAGCAGGUCCACCCCGACACCGGCAUCUCUUCCAAGGCGAUGGGCAUCAUGAACUCUUUCGUCAACGACAUCUUCGAGCGCAUCGCCGGUGAGUCGUCUCGUCUCGCGCACUACAACAAGCGCUCCACCAUCACGUCGAGAGAGAUCCAGACCGCCGUGCGUCUGCUGCUGCCCGGUGAACUCGCCAAACACGCCGUGUCCGAGGGCACCAAAGCCGUCACCAAGUACACCAGCUCCAAGUGAAUGUGAAUGAUGAUGAUGAUGAUGAAAACUCACGCGCUCU